Molecule: messenger RNA, 414 nt
Organism: Strongyloides ratti
Lineage: Eukaryota; Metazoa; Nematoda; Chromadorea; Rhabditida; Strongyloididae
Exons: 2
Coding region: 1-414 (137 amino acids)
Source: RefSeq, a predicted model, not a curated record
AUGGAAGAAUAUAAUGAGAUUAUUAAAAAAGAUAUCAUAUAUACAAAAGAAAUUGCUGAAAAAAUUAUAGAUAAUUUUAAUAAAGAAAAUAAUAUUUUUGAAAAAGAAGAUGUUGUAAGAAAUAUGCAUAGUAUUGAUAAGAAGAUAGUAAGUCAAGCAUUGGAAGAUUUUGAUAAAAUUGUAUCUAUAAUAGAAAAUAAUUUAAGUUUAUCAAAAACAAAACAAACAAGUGAAGAUUAUACUAUUUCUUUUAUAAAUAAACGUUCAUUUAUUCAGAUGAUGUCAGAAAUGUCUAAUAUUAUUGAUAAUGAUAAUAUAGAGCUUAAUAAUGCCUAUAUAAAACUUUCUCAAGAUUUAGAUGAAAUAAGAGGAAAUAUAACAAUGUUAGAAAAACAAUUAAAAUAUAUGAAAUAA